AAGUAUAUUUCCAAGAGGUGUGGAGUAUAGGUGGGCUGAACAGCUCAGACUGCUUUAUAAAACGAGAGCCCUGGGGCAUCUGCACUUCACUAUUCUUCUUUGUCCCAGCAGCUCUUCUGCUUUACCAGCCACAUCACCAGGACAGCAUGGCAUUCACAGGCAAAUAUGAAGUAGAAAGCGAUGAGAACUACGAUGACUUCAUGAAGAAGAUUGGUAUCCCAAAUGACAUCAUAGAAAAGGGAAGGAAUUUCAAAAUAGUCUCUGAGGUGGUACAGAAUGGAAAUGACUUCACCUGGUCGCAGCAUUAUCCAGGAGGCCACUCCACGACCAACCAAUUCACAAUUGGCAAGGAAGCAGAUUUGGAGACAGUAGGUGGUAAAAAGUUCAAGGCAACUGUUAAAAUGGAAGGUGGCAAAGUAGUAGCUGAUUUUCCCAACUAUCAUCAUACUGCAGAGAUUUCUGGAGGAAAGCUGGUAGAGAUUUCUACUGCUGGUGGUGUAACCUACAAAAGAAUCAGCAAAAAGAUUGCUUAAGGCAGUAAAGCCAGUCUUCCAGUGCACUGAGAAAUAAGCAACAAUACAAAUUAAUAAAAUACAG
Tinamus guttatus (white-throated tinamou) is the source of this 597-nucleotide messenger RNA. RefSeq names its product fatty acid binding protein 6 (gene FABP6). The record is from RefSeq and is a predicted model, not a curated record. Gene Ontology annotation, molecular function: lipid binding. NCBI's taxonomy places the organism in Eukaryota, Metazoa, Chordata, Aves, Tinamiformes, Tinamidae.